Messenger RNA from Oncorhynchus nerka (sockeye salmon), 13514 nucleotides. RefSeq names its product CUB and sushi domain-containing protein 1-like. Bases 159 to 10913 code for a protein of 3584 amino acids. The record is from RefSeq and is a predicted model, not a curated record. Lineage: Eukaryota; Metazoa; Chordata; Actinopteri; Salmoniformes; Salmonidae. The transcript is spliced from 71 exons.
AUCUCUGCAGUAGCAUUUCUUGAUGAUAUGAGAGCUAAUAUAGGCGAAUCCCUGCACCAUAGGCGUCACAUCUUCUUGCCAAAGCUGGAUCUCUAUGUAUUUUUGUGAUCGUUGAACAAAACCCAAGAAACCGGGGGCUGCGUGGAAUAACAACGAACAUGACUGCGAUGGGGAAAUUUAAGCAUACCCUGCUUAUUUUUGCAUGUCUGAUCACCGCAGCUAACGGUCAAACUUGUGGUGGUGUUGUACAAGGACUAAAUGGAACGAUAGAGAGUCCUGGCUUUCCCCAUGGCUACCCAAACUAUGCCAACUGUACCUGGAUCAUCAUUACAGGAGAACGAAAUAGGAUACAGUUGUCAUUUCACACCUUUGCUCUUGAAGAGGACUUUGACAUAGUCUCCAUUUAUGAUGGCCAACCGCAGCCAGGAAACCUGAAAAUUAGGUUAUCUGGCUUCAUGUUGCCGUCGCCUAUUGUGAGCACAGGGUCAAUAAUGGCCCUUUGGUUCACAACAGAUUUUGCUGUGAGUGCACAAGGAUUUAAAGCAAUUUAUGAAGUGCUACCAAGUCACACAUGUGGAAAUCCAGGGUUGAUACCAAAAGGAGUAAUUCAUGGAACAAGGUACAACAUGGGAGACAAGAUCCGUUACAGUUGUCUCAUGGGAUAUAUACUGGAGGGACAUGCUGUACUCACUUGUAUUGUGAGUCCAGGUACUGGAGCAUCAUGGGACUUUCCAGCACCAUUUUGUCGAGCCGAAGGAGCUUGCGGUGGGACAUUGAGGGGAACAACAGGGACAAUAUCAAGUUCACAUUUCCCUUCAGAGUAUGAGAAUAAUGCAGACUGCACAUGGAGUAUUCUGGCUGAACCAGGUGACACCAUCGCCCUGGUCUUUAGUGAUUUCCAGCUGGAAGACAGAUACGACUUUCUGGAGAUAAGUGGGACUGAGGCGCCAUCAAUUUGGUUGACCGGUAUGAAUAUACCUUCCCCUGUCAUCAGCAGCAAGAACUGGUUACGGCUGCAUUUCACAUCAGACAGCAACCAUCGGCGGAAAGGAUUUAGUGCCCAGUACCAAGUAAAAAAGGCAAUUGAGCUGAAGUCCAGAGGGGUGAAACUGCUUCCAAGCAAAGACACAAACCACAAAAAUGCUGUUUUGAGCCAAGGUGGCAUGGCAGCAGACGUUUGUCCAGAUCCUGGUAUUCCAGAGAAUGGGAAGAGGAUGGGCUUUGACUUUCAGGUCGGAGCCAGCAUCCAGUUUUCCUGCGAUGACAGCUAUGUGCUUCAGGGAUCAAAGAGCAUCACUUGCCAGAGAGUGACAGAGACACUGGCCGCGUGGAGUGACCACAGACCUAUCUGCCGCACGAGAACGUGUGGCUCUAAUUUAAGAGGACCAAAGGGCUUCAUCACGUCCCCUAAUUACCCUGUUCAGUAUGAAAAUAAUGCCCACUGUGUCUGGGUCAUAACAGCAGUGGACAAUGGGAAGGUUAUUAAGCUCGCCUUUGAGGAGUUUGAUCUUGAGAGAGGAUAUGACACGCUAACAGUGGGGGACGGAGGGAAAAUUGGCGAUGCCAGGAGAGUGCUCUAUGUGCUGACAGGGUCCAGUGUUCCUGACCUGAUAGUCAGUAUGAGCAACCAGAUGUGGCUCCAUCUCCAGUCUGAUGACACCAUCGGGUCCCAAGGGUUUAAGGCCCUAUAUGAAGAAAUCGACAAUGGAGGGUGUGGGGAUCCUGGCAUCCCGGCCUACGGCAGAAGAUCGGGGGAGAGGUUUUUACAUGGCGACAUGCUAACAUUCGAGUGUCAGGCGGCCUUCGAGUUGGUCGGCGAGAGAACAAUAUCUUGCCAGCAAAACAACCAGUGGUCUGGAAACAAACCCAGCUGUUUGUUUUCCUGCUUCUUCAAUUUCACCACCCCAUCAGGAAUAAUCCUCUCCCCCAACUACCCUGAGGAGUAUGGGAACAACAUGAACUGUGUGUGGCUCAUUAUCGCAGAGCCAGGGAGCAGGAUUCAUCUAAUUUUCAGCGACUUUGAGGUAGAGCCCCAGUUUGACUACCUAAUUGUGAAAGACGAUGGGAUGUCGGAGCCCACCACGUUUGGCACAUUCUCCGGGAAGGACGUACCCUCUCAGAUAGCCAGCAAUGGACACAUCAUGCGCCUGGAGUUCCAGACUGACCACUCCAACACUGGGAAAGGAUUUAACAUCACUUAUACAACGUUUGGUCAGAAUGAAUGCCAUGACCCUGGCAUCCCUGUCAAUGGCCAGCGGAAUGGGGAGCACUUCUUGUUGGGGAGCUCCGUGCUCUUCACAUGUGAUGAAGGCUUCAUUAAAACCCAUGGGUCUGAGUCCAUAACCUGCAUCAUUCAGGAUGGAAAUGUAGUGUGGAAUGCAGCAGUUCCUCGGUGUGAAGCACCUUGUGGGGGACAUUUAACAGCUCCAACCGGAGUACUGCUGUCCCCUGGCUGGCCGGGAUACUACAAAGAUUCUUUGAACUGUGAAUGGGUUAUUGAAGCCAGCAAAGAUCACGCCAUCAAGAUAUCCUUUGACAGAUUCCAGACCGAGGUUAAUUAUGACACACUGGAGAUUCGGGAUGGCCCCUCCAACUCCUCUCCUUUAAUCGGAGAGUAUCAUGGCACUCAGGCGCCCCAUUUUCUCAUUAGCACCAGUAAUUACAUGUACCUGCUAUUCACCACGGACAACAGUCGCUCCAGCGUGGGCUUCCAGAUCCGCUACGACAGUGUUAUGAUGGAAACAGAUUCCUGCUUAGAUCCUGGGAUCCCGGUCAAUGGAAAGCGGCAUGGGAACAAUUUCGCCAUUGGCUCCAGGGUGACAUUCAGCUGUGAUCAAGGCUACACGCUGAGCGAUGAGGAACCCAUCGUGUGCGAGAGGAACCAUCAGUGGAAUCACGCACUGCCCAGCUGUGAUGCGUUGUGUGGUGGUUAUAUCUUUGGUAAAAAAGGAACCAUUCUCUCCCCUGGAUUUCCUGAUUUCUACCCAAACUCAUUGAACUGCACAUGGACGAUAGAGGUGUCUCAUGGCAAAGGAGUGCAGCUGCUCUUCCACACGUUCCACCUGGAGGACUCCCAUGAUUACCUCCUCAUCACAGAGGACGGCAGCUUCACGGAACCCGUGGCCAGGCUCACUGGUUCCGUCCUGCCCCCCUCCAUCAAGGCCGGCCUGUUUGGAAACUUUAGCGCCCAGCUCCGCUUCGUCUCAGAUUUCUCCAUGUCCUAUGAAGGUUUCAACAUGUCCUUCUCAGAGUACAGCCUAGAGCCUUGUGAAGAUCCAGGAGUGCCAGCCUACAGCCGGCGAGUUGGUUUCCAGUUUGGCGUGGGGGACUCACUCAUUUUUUCCUGCUUCCCGGGUUAUCGAUUGGAGGGGGACCACAAGAUCACCUGCCUGGGGGGAGGCCGGAGGGUCUGGAGUGGAGCCCUGCCAAGGUGUGUGGCUGAAUGUGGAGCCACUACCGUUGGGAGUGAGGGGGUUCUGCUAUCACCCAAUUACCCAUCCAAUUAUGACAAUAACCAUGAGUGCAUUUACCGCAUUGAGACGGAGACAGGGAAGGGCAUCCGUGUCACAGCCACUCACUUCCAGCUCCAUGAGGGGGAUUACCUGAAGGUGUAUGACGGAAAGGAUACUUCAUAUCGUCUUCUUGGCAAUUUCUCCAAAACAGACAUGUACAAUGCCGUCAUCAACAGUACCUCAAAUCACCUCUGGAUUGAGUUCAACAGCAAUGGGACUGAAACCAAUAAGGGGUUCAGACUGACGUACAGCAGUUUUGACCUUGUCAAGUGUGAAGAACCAGGAACUCCGAAUUACGGAUACAAGAUUCAAGAUGAUGGCCAUUUUGCAAACACAUUUGUAUUGUACAGUUGUAACCCUGGCUAUACUCUCCAUGGAAGCAGCACUCUGACAUGCCUAAGUGGAGACCGUAGGGUUUGGGACAAACCGUUACCUUCCUGUCUAGCUGAAUGUGGAGGCCACAUCGCAGGUGCAAUAUCUGGACGGAUACUAUCCCCGGGUUACCCUGCGCCCUAUGACAAUAACCUCCACUGUACCUGGUCUAUCGAAGCGGACACAGGCAAAACCAUCAGCCUCCACUUCAUAGUGUUUGACACGGAAGUGGCUCAUGACAUCCUGAAGGUGUGGGACGGUCCAACAGAGGGGGGUUUCCUCCUGAAGGAAUGGAGUGGGUCAGCUCUACCCGAAGACACCCACAGCACCUUCAACAUCCUAACGCUCCAGCUUGACAGUGAUUACUUCAUCAGCAAGUCAGGCUUCUCCAUUCAGUUCUCAACUACUACUGCGACGACCUGUAAUGACCCCGGAACUCCCCAAAAUGGGACACGUUACGGGGAUAGUCGGGAGCCUGGGGACACUAUCACCUUCCAGUGUGACCCAGGUUACCAGGUCCAGGGCCUAGACAAGAUCACCUGUGUACAGCUCAAUAACAGGUUCUAUUGGCAGCCAGACCCUCCGACCUGUAUAGCUACCUGUGGCGGCAACGUGACAGGCCCUGCUGGGGUAAUUCUAUCACCCAACUAUCCACAGCCCUACCCACCAGGAAAAGAAUGUGACUGGAGAAUUAAAGUCAACCCUGACUUUGUUAUAGCCCUAAUUUUCAGAAGUUUCAACAUGGAGCCCAGCUAUGACUUCCUGCACAUCUAUGAGGGUGAGAACUCCAAUGGUCCACUGAUCAGCAGCCUGCAGGGAAACCAGGCCCCGGAGCGCAUUGAGAGCAGUGGGAACAGCCUCUUCCUCGCCUUCAGAAGUGACGCCUCCCUCGGGAUGUCUGGUUUUGCCAUUGAAUUCAAAGAGAAACCCAGAGAGGCAUGUUUUGACCCUGGAAAUAUCAUGAACGGCAGUCGUGUGGGGAUGGACUACAAACUGGGCUCCACAGUGACCUAUCAAUGUAACUCUGGAUAUACUGCGGUUGGACAAGCCACAAUCACAUGUGUUAUCGGUUUGGAUGGAAAACCUAUAUGGAACAAAGCCCUACCAACGUGUAAAGCUCCUUGUGGUGGCCAUUAUAAUGGAUCUGAAGGCGUGGUACUAUCUCCUAACUUCCCCCACAACUACACCGCUGGGCAAACCUGCUCCUACUAUAUCACGGUCUCUGGAGAAUUUGUGGUAUUUGGGCAGUUUGCCUACUUUCAGACAGCAAUGAAUGACUCAGUGGAACUAUUUGAUGGGGCCAAUCAGAAUGCCAGGCUUCUUAGCUCCCUCGCUGGGUUUCACUCAGGAGAGACCUUGCCCCUGGCCACAUCAAACCAAAUUAUGGUGCGAUUCUCUGCAAAGAAUGGUCCUUCUUCCAGGGGUUUCCACUUUGUUUAUCAAGCUGUUCCUCGCACCAGUAACACGCAGUGCAGCUCUGUCCCAGAGCCACGCUACGGCAGACGGAUUGGGUCCGAGUUCUCCGCAGGCUCCGUUGUUCGCUUUGAGUGCAACCCAGGGUAUUUGCUACAGGGAUCCAAAGCCAUCAAAUGCAAUGCGGUCCCCAAUGCGCUAGCCCAGUGGAAUGAUACUGUGCCCUCUUGUGCUGUUCCAUGCAGCGGUAAUCUGACAGAGAGAAGAGGCACAAUCCUCUCCCCGGGAUUCCCAGAACCCUAUGGGAACAGCUUGAACUGUGUGUGGAAAAUCAUUGUCACCGAAGGAGCUGGGAUUCAGAUCCAGGUGAUGAGCUUUGCCACCGAGCACAAUUGGGAUUCCUUGGAAAUCUAUGAUGGACGGGACAUGACAGCUCCUAAACUUGGAAGCUUCUCAGGUACAACUGCUCCAGCCUUGCUGAAUAGUACCUCCAACCAGCUCUACCUUCACUUCCAGAGUGAUAUCAGUGUUGUUGCCGCUGGAUUCCACCUUGAGUACAAAACCGUUGGUCUCACCACCUGUCCGGAGCCGAUGGUGCCUGCCAACGGGAUCAAAACAGGGGACAGGUACAUGGUCAACGAAGUAGUGUCAUUCAGCUGUGAACCGGGAUACAUGCUGCAGGGCCACUCCCAUAUAUCAUGUAUGCCAGGAACCGUGCGGCGCUGGAACUACCCUCCCCCACUCUGCAUUGCAAAGUGUGGUGGAACAGUACAUGACUUGACCAAUGUUAUUUUAAGUCCUGGAUUCCCUGGCAACUACCCUGGUAACCUGGAUUGUACAUGGAGGAUUCUUUUACCAGUUGGAUAUGGUGCUCAUAUUCAGUUUUUCAACUUCUCCUCUGAAGACAACCAUGAUUUUUUAGAGGUGCGAAAUGGGCCGCAGCACAGCAGCUCUCUGAUUGGACAGUUCAGCGGAAGUCAGCUGCCACCCAACCUGCUGAGUACAACACAUGAGACCAUGAUCCACUUCUACAGUGACCACUCCGAAAACAGGCAGGGAUUCAAACUGGCCUACCAAGCAUAUGAAUUGCAGAAUUGCCAAGACCCUACUCAAUUCCCUAAUGGAUAUAUUAUUAAUAAUGACUACAAUGCUGGCCAAUCAAUAACUUUUGAAUGCUUUCCUGGAUACGUUCUGAUUGGACAUCCUGUGCUCACAUGCCAACAUGGAAUCAACAGAAAAUGGAAUCACCCCUUUCCCCGGUGUGAGGCUCCAUGUGGCUACAACAUGACAGCUCAGAAUGGCACCAUAUUCUCGCCUGAAUACCCAAAUGAGUACCCUAACUCACAGGACUGCACCUGGCUUAUCAUCGUGCCACAUGGACAUGGCAUUUACAUCAACUUCACCCUGCUUCAGACAGAGCCUGUCACGGAUUACAUUGCUGUUUGGGAUGGCCCUGAGCAGAGCUACCCACAACUUGGGAUUUUCAGUGGUAAUACAGCGCUAGAGUCAGCCUACAGUUCUUUCAAUCAGGUCCUUAUCAAGUUUCACAGUGACUUCUCCACAAGUGGAUUCUUUGUCCUCAAUUUCCAUGCCUAUCGUCUGAAGAAAUGCCCACCUCCCCCAACAGUGGAAGAAGCUGAAAUAGUAUAUGAAGAUCAAGAUUAUGAAAUAGGAGACAUUGUGAAGUAUCGCUGCUUCCCUGGAUUUACCCUGGUCGGCAACAGUGAGCUUACCUGUAAGCUCAACUCUCAUCUCCAGUUUGAGAGUCCUCCGCCUACUUGUGAAGCUCAGUGUCCUGCAAAUGAAGAACGCGCCUUCUCAUCUGGGGUUAUCCUUAGUCCAGGUUUCCCUAAAAACUACCCCAACUCUCAGACCUGCUCCUGGGUCAUCAGAGUUCAACCUGCGUACACUAUUUCCAUCUUCGUGGAGAUGUUUCAGAGUGAGAAGCAGUUCGACGAACUUGAGAUCUUUGACGGACCAUCUGGUCAGAGCCCUUUGCUGGUGGCCCUUAGUGGAAAUCACUCCACACAGUUAAACUUUACAAGCAAGACCAACCACCUUUACCUGAGAUGGUCCACUGAUCAUGCAACCAGCAAAAGAGGGUUCAAAAUCCGAUACACAGCUCCUUAUUGUAGCAUUAAUGACCCACCUGGAAAUGGAGGGGUGCUUAAUCGAACAAGAGAGCGUCCAGGAAGCAAGCUGCAGUACUAUUGUUAUGCUGGCUACAGGCUAGUGGGCACCAGAAAUUCCACCUGCCGGUUGCAUCGGAAUGGGCUGUAUCAUUGGGAUGCCCCAGCUCCACUAUGUCAAGCUUUAUCUUGUGGAAUCCCUGAGUCUCCUGCCAAUGGUUCAUUCCAUGGUUUCCAGUACACAGUUGGAAGCAAAGUGAAUUACCAGUGCAAUGAAGGGUACAGGAUGGAGACAAGUCUCCCCACAAGUACCGUCUGUCUAGAGAAUGGGACAUGGAGCAACGCUGCACAUCCACCUCUUUGUUUACCGAUCCAGUGCCCUUACAUUGAGAGCAUGCUCUCAGAACACAUGGUGUGGCGGCUGAUCUCGGGGUCACUGAAUGAAUUUGGAUCUCAGAUAAUGCUAAGCUGCACUCCUGGCUUCUACCUGGGAGGCAGGAGGACCAUCAAGUGCUUAGCUAAUGGAACCUGGGCUGGAAUCCAGGAGAGGUCUACCUGCAAGAUUAUCUCGUGUGGGGACCUCCCCUCUCCUCCCUAUGGCAACAAGAUAGGAACCCUGAUUACGUUUGGCGCCACAGCGAUCUUCAUGUGUAAUACGGGCUACACACUGGUUGGGUCACACGUGAGGGAAUGUGGGGCCAACGGGCUCUGGAGUGGAGUGGAAACAAAGUGUCUUGCUGGCCACUGUGACUCCCCUGAUCCAAUCAUCAAUGGUCAUAUCAGUGGAGAUGGCUCCAGUUAUCGUGACACUGUUGUCUAUCAGUGCAACCUGGGCUUUCGCCUUAUUGGAACAUCGGUUCGGAUCUGUCAACAGGACCACAGAUGGUCUGGACAAGCUCCUAUUUGUGUUCCCAUUACCUGCGGUCACCCUGGAAACCCAACAAAUGGUCGAACUAACGGCAGCGAGUUCAACCUGAACGAUGUGGUAAACUUCACCUGCAGCAAAGGAUAUCUGUUGCAUGGUGCAUCAAGAGCCCAGUGCCGGAUGAAUGGACAGUGGAGCAACCCUCUUCCAGUCUGUAGAGUGGUAAACUGCUCCGAUCCAGGCUUUGUGGAGAAUGCCAUUCGUCACCCGCAGCAGCGUUUCCCCGAGAGCUUCAACUAUAGAACCAGUGUAAUGUAUCACUGCAAGAGGGCCUUCUAUUUGCUCGGCUCAUCACUUCUCACCUGUCAGUCAAACGGCCUCUGGGACAGAUCACUUCCUAAGUGCCUUUCUAUUUCCUGUGGUGAUCCUGGCACACCACCCCAAGCUGUCAUGUCAGGCAGGAAGUUCACCAACGGCGGCGUGCUCCAUUAUACCUGCAGCAAGGGCCGAGUGCUGAUUGGGAAUGCCACGCGCUACUGUCAGGAGGACGGACGCUGGAGUGGGUCACCACCCUACUGCUCAGGUGGUAGUUCCGGGGAGUGCGGUGACCCUGGAAUCCCACCUCAGGGCUCCAGGCUAGGGGAGAAGUUCCAGCUGAAGAGCCUGCUGCGAUUCACCUGUGAUGCCGGUUUUUCCCUGAGUGGCUCACCUGAGAGGACCUGCCUCCACAAUGGCUCCUGGAGUGGCACCCAGCCAGUCUGUGAAGCGGUUUCCUGUGGGAAUCCAGGUACGCCUGCCUACGGGAAGAUUGUCUUCAGUGAUGGAAUACUGUUUUCAAGCUCUGUGGCAUAUGCUUGUUGGGAAGGAUAUAAGACUUCAGGCCUCACCACUCGCCACUGCACCACCAAUGGCACCUGGACCGGCUCGGCCCCAGACUGCACAGUGAUCAGCUGUGGAGAUCCAGGUCCUGUUGCCAAUGGGAUUUACAUAGGGAAUGAGUUCACCUUCAACAAGACUGUUCAGUAUCACUGUAACCCAGGACACGUCAUGGACACUGUCAGUACGUCUGUGCUCCUCUGCACCAAGGACGCGUCUUGGAACCAAACCAAGUCUAACUGUAAAGUGAUCAUGUGUGGCCAUCCUCCGGCUGUUCGCAAUGGGAAGGUUGAGGGAUCAGACUUGCAAUGGGGCUCCAGUGUCACCUAUAGCUGCUUCGAUGGGUACCAGCUAUCCAGCCCUGGAAUCGUCUCAUGUGAGGGGAACGGCACAUGGAGAGGGGAGAUCCCUCAUUGUCUUCCUGUGCUGUGUGGAGACCCUGGCACCCCAGCAGAGGGUUAUGCUGAGGGGAAGCAGUUCACCUACAGGUCAGAGGUGACCUUCUUCUGCAGAGACCCCAACAUCUUGGUCGGGUCCCCCAGGAGACUGUGUCAGGUUGAUGGGAGCUGGAGUGGAAUACAGCCCUCAUGUAUAGAUCCUGCAUAUAACACAUGCAGAGACCCUGGAACUCCAUCUUAUGGGAUACCAGUCACGUACCAAGGAUUUGAGGUUGGAAGCAAAAUCUCCUUCAAAUGUCGUAAAAACUACCACAUACUGGGAUCUACGACAAGAACCUGUCUGGAAAAUUUGACGUGGAGUGGUUUGCAACCAGAAUGUAUCGCCCAUGCCUGCAGACAGCCCGAGACACCGUCUAACAUUGACGUGAGGGCCAUUGAUCUACCAACUCUGGGCUAUACUUUGAUCUAUACAUGUCAAUACGGAUUCUUCCUGGAUGGGGGAUCAGAGCACAGGACAUGUAAACCUGAUGGAAAGUGGUCCGGAAAGCCACCUGUCUGCAAAGUUGGCCCAAAAAUAAAUGGUAAAAAAGGAGUGGAGUCAGAUGUUCAGAAAAACAAGAUUGGUGUUCCUGUAAAUGUGUUUUCUUUAAACUUUGGCUGGACCGGGUUCUAUGAGUACCUUGGGGCAAGAGAAGGUGCCACUAUUACUGUAAAUGGAUUCAAUGCAACAACCAGUAGAGUUAAUGUCACACUUUUGGAUCAGAGCAGAGUGCAGCUUAAACUCUCUGGAACAUACAAAAAGGAGGAGAAUCAUUUGCUACUGAAGGUUUACCAGAUACGGGGUCCAACAGAGCAUCAUUUCAGUAAAUUCAAGAAUGACAACUGGGCAAUGGAUGGCUACGUGACUGCAGAGUCUGACCAGAAAACCUUUGUUUACCAGGGUCAUAUUCAGAGCAAGGACUUUGGAAUAUUUGUGCUAACAAGAGGAGGUCUCUUUACAACAGACCUGGACCCAUCAAAUCCUCCAUACUAUGGCACGAAUAGCAGUUCAGUAGCAGUUGCCAUACUAGUGCCAUUCUUUGCCCUUAUUCUUUCAGGGUUUGCAUUUUACCUCUACAAACACAGGGUUCUUUCACAAGACACUGAUGACAAUGAGAGACCCAAAGAUGUAAUCAGGGCUGGCGGCAGAACAAGACCAAAAGUACAAUAUAAUGGAUACACAGGCCAUGAAAACACAAAUGGACAAGCGUCAUUUGAAAACCCUUUGUAUGACACAAACAUGAAACCCACGGAGGCGAAAGCUGUGAGGUUUGAUACAACUCUGAACACAGUCUGCACAGUAGUAUAGCCCUUGUAUCGCCAGCAUUGGACUGGUUUUUAUAGCGAGAUGCAAAUAUUCCUUUGACUCAUCACGUUAUGAUGAUAAAAGACAAGUUUUAAAUCAAGGACAGUUUUAUAUGGACUUAAACAACAACUAUUGGUGUUCUAUGGAGCAAGGACUAUGUACAUGGCCAGGACAGAAGAUACUCUCUUGGAUCAAGGAGUUCUGCCUUUCAUUGCUCUUUGCAGGAUGAAUGUAUUCAUUCUCCUCUCUUUUAAAAAAAAAUCUGUAUUUUUUUCCCCAAAGGCCCUCCUUGGGGAAACACGGAAGUGUCUUGAAAAGCCACAUAAUUGUUGAUACAAAGUGUUUUCUUCAGUGAAGAUGAACAACAAAGGAGGGAGCAACUUUGAACAUGUUGCUGCUCAUUCCUUGCCAGACUUCUCCAAUAAAGGGAAAAUAUGCUACAACUACAACUGUCUCGCAUGAGAUCUUGGCUAUCUAAUCUCUGGGUAGUUAGAGGAACUCUCUCAGCUGUUGUGUUGAAAAACUUUAUCGCACAAAUUUUGCACUAGUGUGUUAUGAAUGGGUAUGAAAUGAGUCAAAAGAGGAAUUUUCAAACCAACUGAAAAAAUUACGUACAGGGUUUUUGACCAUUUGUAGAUAAAUAUACAGUAUAUUUCCAUAACCACAGGGAGCAAGUUGUCAUGCUGCCAUGCUACUGUUUAUAAACAGAGAGGCUUAUUUUAUUUUCAAUAUUGGUUUUGCAAAUACAUUUAUGGAACACUGCUUACUUUUUUACAUAUAAUUUUUACUCUGGAGUCGCAAAUACCAUGCAGCCUAUCAAGCAUCAUUCCACAAAUCUCAAUUAAGGAGCAACUGGUGUACAUGCAAAUGUGCAGCUAUUGUGAGUCAUUUGUCAUUGUAUUCACAGAUCAAUAUUACUGCAGAGCAAACCGAUCUGGCUCAUCUGCUUUGAAAAACAACAAUGCCCAAUAUUGUAGUAUACUGUAAAUUGCAUCAGAUAAUUACAGUAUGUAUCAUGCAUGAUAGUUUGUUUAUAUUGUCAAUCAUCAGUUUGCUGUUCAUAUUGUAGUUUAUUGCACAUUACCACAAGCAUUUAACAUUUGUAACCCUACAAAACAGUUUGCAGUCCUAUCUUGUGGUCUUGCUGCAAAUUUGCUUACAUUUCAAAUAUACCUCGUUGCGCAGAAGGACAUAAUUUUUCUACUCUACAAUACUGGAACUAAUGAAAUGUUUAUUUUUCAUAAAUGCUGCACUUGCUUUAAAUCACAGUUUUAAUGCAGAAGUGUAUUUUAAUUUAUAUGUGCCAUAAGAUUACACCAUGUUUUAUUCUGACACACAUGUCACUUAAGGCCAGAUGGGGAAUGAAGUUGGAUGGCAAUCCUUCUUUAGCAGAGGCAUGAGCUGGUUGUUUAGAAGCUUGUCUUAAUAAUCUAUUUUUCCCCCUUUUAUGUUAUGUCCGUCCUAUCCUUAAAGGUAUUGAGUCAGGGAUGAUGACAUGAACACUGACUUCAUAUUUACACUCCAAGAAACACUGCCUUAUUAAAUUCAAAAGCAUGACAAAGCUGUCACAGUCACAAAUGACCUGUUACAACACUAAUGCUUGAGAGUGUAGGGCUACUUGAAUGCAUACAGUACACUGUGAUUCCAAAGGCAUAGAUUAGCUUAUUUUUUUUCCUAAUAAUUUUGGUUAUGCAUGUUUUCACAAAUAAUGUUAAAAAUGAACAGUAGAUGAACUACCUUUCAAAAUCUGUUAUCAUAUGCACUUGCUUUGAGAUCAAUGACAAAAUGUGUAAUAUAAUCUUGUGAGCUAUCAGAUUCCAGUUAAUGUCUGUUGUAUUUGUGGCCAUUGAAGCAUUGCAGGAUUCCCAGAGUGUGAUCAAAUGAAUGUGUGUUCGUAAAAUAAGAAGAAUUUGCAUUUCCUUCAUUUUUUUACAAAGUGAACUAUUUAGCAUUUUACAUUUCAAAUUAUGCCUGUUGUUCAUUGCACACCUACGUACUGUACAGCAGUGUUUUCAAUCAAUAGGGUUAAGACAAAAAUUAAUCAAAUCAUCCCUCAUUCUUUGUCAACAUUUUGUGAUGUAAGACCCACUGCUUUUAAUCCACAUCUUGCCUUCCUUUUGGCUUGCUGCAAUAAUGUUUUUCUUUCGUCAUCUGUAAAAUAUAUUCCCAAGAAAAGAGCUGUACAACUGCAUUCAAUUAAAUAUCAUUCCAUUUUACAACAUCAUGUUAUCAUGUGCUGCUGACUUUAAGUAGGUGCAAAAGAAAAUGUUUUUGUACAGAAAUAUAUUUUUUAUGAAGAAUUUGUAAAAUUAUUAAAUAUGCUGUGCUUUUUUGAUUAAUGUAGGUACAAAACUUGUUAAAAUAAAUGUUUUUACUAUACAAAAUGUAAAUUUAUCGUCUGAGUAUGAAUAUAAAAUGUAUAUUAUCUAUGGUUGAAACUUUUCUUGCAAAUGUCGAUAUAUACAAGCUUUUAUUUGAAAACAUUGCUCGUAUAUAUUUGUUUAUACAAGAAAAAACAAACCUUAUUACAGAUUGUUCUAUGACACAAGUUAUAUGACAUAUUUUGAAGACAUGAUUUCAGAUUAAACAUUUUUGAUAUAAUUA